Messenger RNA from Oldenlandia corymbosa var. corymbosa, 1113 nucleotides. Lineage: Eukaryota; Viridiplantae; Streptophyta; Magnoliopsida; Gentianales; Rubiaceae. The record is from the annotation of a GenBank genome assembly.
UUCCAACAGAGACAGGAAAACGGAAAAGAAAGAAAAGGGAAAAAUAGAAAGAAAGCUCAGUCUUUGGGAGCACACUCAAGACAAGAAAAAAAACCCAAACCCUCUGCAUUUUUUCCAUGGCCAAGACCAGACCUGGCAAGCGAGACUUGGACUCUUUCACCAUCAAGGGCUCUAAUAAAGUUGUUCGAGCUGGUGACUGUGUCUUGCUGCGUCCCCCAGAAAAUGGUAAGGCUCCUUAUGUGGCCCGGGUUGAGAAAAUUGAGGCUGAUACCCGCAACAAUCACAAGGUUAAGGUGCGGUGGUACUAUAGGCCAGAGGAGUCACUUGGAGGGCGAAGACAGUUCCAUGGGUCCAAGGAGUUGUUCCUUUCAGACCACUAUGAUGUUCAGAGUGCACACACAAUAGAAGGAAAGUGUGUUGUUCACUCUUUCAAGAAUUAUACCAAGCUUGAAAGUGUAGGACUAGAGGAUUACUUUUGCAGAUUCGAAUACAAAGCCACUACUGGAGCUUUUGUUCCAGAUCGUGUUGCAGUAUACUGCAAAUGUGAGAUGCCAUACAAUCCUGAUGAUCUGAUGAUACAAUGUGAGGGAUGUCGAGACUGGUUCCAUCCAGCUUGUUUGGGGAUGACUAUAGAACAGGCAAAGCUUUUGGAUUUGUUUGUCUGUACUGAUUGUGGAUCUCCUGAUGUAAACAAGCCUCAGGGGGCAUCAACUGCUUCCCCGAUACCGAGUGUUAAGACGGAAGCAAAGCGGCUGAAGAAGGAUGCUGCCUAGCUGGAAGAGCAACAAUGCUGGUGAAGAGAUGGAUGGAGUUGUCGUCCAUUCUGGUGCUGUUUGUGUCUUCUUGUACAUUGCUGAAGAUUAGGACUGUUGGUUUCUUUGUACUGCCUCUGGAAUUCAUGUCCUUGGACUCCAGAGACGGGGUAGUUGUAGUUUGUGUAGUGCAUAGAUUUGAAAAACAAACUGUAGGUGCCUUGUAAUUGUGGAUUUUAAUCUCGUGUGUUUAUGAAAUAACGAGGAUUUGGAGUUACAUAUUUGUGGCCUUGCUGAAAAUGCCAAGGUCUGUGUAUUAAUUUUAGCUUUUUAAUUGAAGUUAUGUGACCAUCAUUAGCCA